Messenger RNA from Spirometra erinaceieuropaei, 2739 nucleotides. NCBI's taxonomy places the organism in Eukaryota, Metazoa, Platyhelminthes, Cestoda, Diphyllobothriidea, Diphyllobothriidae. The record is from the annotation of a GenBank genome assembly.
AUGGACGCGGUUUCCAUCACCAAAUACUCACUACGUUUGUGUUUCGGUAAGUUAACUUAGGGUAGGAAUACUAGUAAACGCAUAAUAGCAACUACGGUGUCUUUCUCAUUUUUUGUCCAGCUGGCGCAAAGUUUUGUUUUCCUUGGAAAUUUCAUCACAGUCAUCACUCUUCGGAUGUUUUUAAGUCAGUUUUAAGAUUAUGAUUUGACUUUUAUAAUCUCUUUGCCUCAGAAGUUUAACUGAGUUUACUUAUACCUUCGAAGACUGUAAAAUGAGCUCGAUCUUUUAGCAUCGUCAAAAUGUCUUGAAUUAAAAUUCUUUUUAACGCAGGGAAUGAACAUUGUGGUUUGUUCCUUUUAGGUUAUCUUAUCUGCUCAUUCCUGUUGACUCAUACCGAGGUAAGAAUUUGUCAGAACAAUAAUUCUGAGUUUCUAAUUGGAUUUAUACUAUGAUUGUUUACUGAUUAGGGCAGAUGAACCAACUGUUAGUGGUGAAUAGCCUAAUUAGCUAUGAUUGUAUUCAAAACCAUUUUCGUAGUAACGAAGAUUACUAAGUAUAAAAUAUUGUCUGUCAUCCGUGGGUUACGACAUGCACAAAGUAACCUUUGGUGUUAUUAAUUUAACAGUGAAACCUUUUUCCACUCUGACUAUGCCAGAAACAUUUUCGUAAAUUUUCCGUUCAGAAUUGUUAUGAUAUUUCGGCCUUACAGUUGAAAACUUAAAUCAACGACCGCGCUUUGUAGGCCCCCUGAAACGCUUUUUUGUAUUUUUCACGCACUUUUUCGACAAUCUGUCGCAAUAAUUGAGUGAACGUUAUUAUAUUGAAGACGUAGAGCUCUCAGCAUACUGUAAGUCCGCCGAAACAAUGAAGUUUCGAAAUAGUCCAUUCUGUAAGGAGACAAUCUAGCAACUUUAUUCAAGCCGUCUUAUUUGAUGUUAUCUGUCCGGCCGAUUUAAACACAGAAAUCAUUCUCUAAAAAACAUGCUUAUUCUAGAAACGGCAUGUGUGUGGAAUGGUUUACUUCGCCUACUAACAUCAUUUUAGUAUGACAGAAAGUUGUAGCCACAUGCCAGGUUUACAUGCGUUACAGGACCUUUUUAGGGGGGUUGAUGAUAAAAACUAAAAAUCUGAAAUUUCUCGCAUCUAGUGUUAAAUCAAGGAUAUUUAGACAAAAUGUUGUGCUUUGCUAUCUGUCUAUUCAAUAAAGAAGUGAACGGUAGGGCCAACGCCCUUAUUCCAACUACCUCUGUUGAUUGAUAAAUAUUACAGUAACUAAUUUGGGUUUAAAAUUGGGAUCAGUUUCGACGGUACUCGGCUACUCUGAGGUACACCAGUUAGUAGCAUCAUGCUCUUGAUUUUCAAUGUUCUUCUCAAAGCUUUUUAAAAUUUUCGUCCAGUUGUAUCGGUCUAGAACACUUACAUAAGAAGUAAAAUCCACGAAUCAUUUUCAAUUUUGUUAAGAUUUAUUCUGGAAGAACUUUUUGUCGAAAGUAAAGAAAAGUAUACGCUUAAAAUUCUGAAUUCAGGCGCGCUUCACUUCUGAAGAUAUAACCUAAUUUAUGAAAUAAACUAUUGGCUUUAUUUUCAAUUACCUUUACAUUGAGAAUAAGUACGAAAAUAUGCAGUCAUUCGUCAUUUUAUUGGUACUCUUGUAAAAGCAGUCAAAUAAAGGGCUCUACUCUCGUAGGUAAUUGAUUCUCGCGGUGUGAUAGGCGUGGGUUAAAGGUAAAUUUAGCGAAUUUUACAAGUUACAUAACGACAGGCAAGCCUGUGUUUUUUAAACAGCCAUAAUUGUAUUUUGCUCCGAGCUGAAGGAGUCAUCCAUACUGUGUUAUUCAUAAAUAAAAGUAAACACAAUUAAGAUGUGUUGGUAGAUUUCAAAUAAUUCCCUGUGACCCAACUGUGAAAAUCUCGGAGCCUCGGUGGCAUACGAACGCACGACAGUAAAGGAGGCUUUAGUACAGUAAACGAGCAACGAUGUCCCAUCGAAUGUUGUUGUUUAUUGUAAUUUUUCAACACUCUCGGUCUUUAUUUUGAACUCUUGCAAUUUACCUGCGAUAAAGUGCACCUGUAACAAAAAAUUAUAAAAGUGACCUGUCACUUGCCGAGGUUGAUCACUCAUUGUAUCUAGAAUCCGUUGUCAAGCUGCACAGAAGACUUGUUAUUCAGAAUUAAGAUCCUAGAUUUUUUGCCACAAGCUACUUCUACUAUUUUAUGUUCGAAAAAACAAAACCUAACUGCUAGGGCAAAACGUUAUAUUAGAGUGGCUUUAAGCGUGAUUGCUUAGUGCUAAAGUAUAUGUAAACAAAAGCAGAUACAGCAGUCAUAUUUGCACCGACUUCUUAGAUCAGGUAUCACAUAUAUAAUGGGAAUAUAUUAGACGAUAAUUGUAUACUCCUCCAGGUUCAGUUAAUUCUGGACUACUGCACGAGUCAGUUACCUCUGUCCCAGUAAUAGUUUUGCUAAAUUCUGCUAAAGGCUCUUGUUACAAAGCAAUAAUGAUUCCCUUCAUUCCCUUUUUUAAAGGCACUGGCAGUUGGACCACCAUACUUACUGGACGACGAGCCAGCGGCGGAUAUGCCAGGGUUGACCAGUUACUUAGUGGAACAUAAACGAAAACUGCCCUAUCUCCUCGGUGGCAUUCGCUACAAAAGGUCUCAUGAGCGUGAAUUCGGACCGAAAAGGGCGCUGGAAUACCUCACUGGGGGUAUACGGUACCGUCGAUCUGGAGAGGAAUAA